Molecule: messenger RNA, 2064 nt
Organism: Paecilomyces variotii
Lineage: Eukaryota; Fungi; Ascomycota; Eurotiomycetes; Eurotiales; Thermoascaceae
Product: acyl-CoA dehydrogenase mitochondrial precursor
Exons: 3
Coding region: 258-1577 (439 amino acids)
Cellular component (GO): mitochondrion
Molecular function (GO): flavin adenine dinucleotide binding; acyl-CoA dehydrogenase activity
Source: RefSeq, a predicted model, not a curated record
UUGUAAGGUAUUAAUUAUCAACAAUUCUGCUUGGGCGACAACCGGAACCCCCGAUGUUCGGCCCCCGCGGUUAACCGAGGCUUGCCCGUCUGGGGUCUCCGCAGGUGCAGAACCUCGGUUUCCCCGGCCAACACGCUCUUCUCUCGCUUUUCAACUCUCUCACUUAUUUCCCUCCCAUUGAUGCUCUGCUACUAGAGAAGUAGUAGGUAUUUGCUCUGACAGUAGCCGCUUUAUAUAUACCCUCCUGUUUGUACGACAUGGCUAGCAUCAGCCGCACCCUGCGGCCCUUGUCCCGCACUGCUACUGCGUCCUCCAGACUACUGUCCGCAAGACGGACGGUGUCUGUUCGACCACUGCAAUGUGCUCGUACCUUCGUCGCGACGCCCCGCCGGCGGGAAGCUGACCUUUCCCACCUGACGCCCACCCCGAUCACCCUUCUCUCCGAAACGGAAGCCCUGAUGGCGGAGCAGGUCUCCAAGUUUGCGCAGGAGCAGAUUGGACCCAAGGUCCGGGAAAUGGACGAGGCAGAGACAAUGGACCCGACUCUUGUCGAGCAACUGUUCGAACAGGGUAUCAUGGGUGUCGAGAUUCCCGAGGAAUUCGGAGGUGCGGGCAUGAACUUCACCGCAGCCAUCGUGGCCAUUGAGGAGCUGGCUCGUGUCGAUCCUAGUGUCAGUGUCAUGGUGGAUGUGCACAACACCCUGGUCAACACCGCCUUCACCAAAUAUGGCGACGCCAACAGCCAGCGUCUCUGGCUGCCCAAGCUGGCUACGGGCACUGUCGGCUCCUUCUGUCUUUCUGAACCGGUCUCCGGCUCCGACGCAUUUGCGCUGCAGACCAAGGCGACCAAGACGGCCAACGGAUACAAGAUCAAUGGCUCGAAGAUGUGGAUCACCAACGCUAUGGAGUCUGGUAUUUUCAUUGUCUUCGCCAACCUUGACCCGAGCAAAGGCUACAAGGGUAUCACGGCGUUCGUCGUUGAGAAGGGAACGCCCGGUUUCAGCAUUGCCAAGAAGGAGAAGAAGCUGGGUAUCCGCGCCAGCAGCACUUGCGUGCUGAACUUCGACGACGUCGAGAUCCCGAAGGAGAAUCUCCUGGGUGAGGAGGGCCAGGGUUACAAGUAUGCCAUUGGCCUGCUGAACGAGGGUCGUAUCGGUAUUGCUGCUCAGAUGACCGGUCUGGCAUUGGGUGCCUGGGAGAAUGCUGCUGGCUACGUCUGGAACGACCGCAAGCAGUUCGGUCAAUUGAUCGGUAACUUCCAGGGUAUGCAGCACCAGAUCGCUCAGGCGUAUACUGAGAUCAGCGCUGCCCGCGCCCUCGUCUACAACGCUGCCCGCAAGAAGGAAGCUGGCCAGGACUUCGUCCAGGAUGCCGCCAUGGCUAAGCUCUACGCCUCCCAGGUUGCAGGUCGCGUGGCUGGAUCCGCAGUCGAGUGGAUGGGCGGCAUGGGUUUCGUGCGUGAGGGUAUCGCCGAGAAGAUGUUCCGGGAUAGCAAGAUCGGAGCUAUCUAUGAGGGGACGAGCAAUAUCCAGCUUCAGACUAUUGCGAAGAACCUUCAGAAGGCGUACACGCGAUAGAAGAAGAGAAGUAAAGAAAAGCGGCAAAUGAAACCGAAUAACUGAAUGAACGAAGGAGUACACUGGCAGUGUCCUGUGAUAUUCCUUUCCCCUUCUAUUUCUUGUAAACUGGGAUGCGAGCUUUUUUGUACUUUGAAGACGUCCAUGUUCGAUAUUGCAAUAGAUCCGACGAAAUGAAGAUGAGGAGGCGAUAAAUUUAUUUCGAUUCUGCUCCAGCGUUGAACAUUUCUGUUUCUAUUCGUCAUUCACGUGCACGUGGUGCUCGGACCGUAAAAACAGUCAGGAUUGUAUGAUGCUUUUUGUAGAUGAAAGCUGUACCCGUACCCCAAGCAGCGGAACCAAAUGAACCCCACUGCUUUCUGAUUUAUCCAUGGUGAUUUUCUCUCGGUCGCGAAGAAAGGGGGAUAAGCAUCUAAAAAGCUCUGAAGUCGCAAUAGGUCAGAAAUGCCGAGUCGAUGGAGUCACGCAUUGAGAGAUUAUGUACCAU